AGCACAAUCCCUAAGUCAAAAUCAAGUCUCUUUGGUUUUAUAGGCUUCCCUAGCUUGUUUACCCCCCCCUUUCUCCCGUGGAAAAGCUCAAGGCCUCUGCCCCUCUCGCUCCGAUCCUGUCCGUCCGGUGAGUUCAAAUGGCAGGAGGUCGAUGGAUCAGACCUGAGGUGUAUCCUCUGUUCGCCGCCGUUGGAGUUGCCGUUGGGAUCUGUGGGUUGCAGCUGGUCCGCAACAUCUGCAUCAACCCUGAAGUCAGGGUUAACAAGCAGGACAGAGCUGCCGGAGUUUUGGAGAACUUUGCAGAGGGAGAAAAGUAUGCUGAACAUGGUCUAAGGAAAUUUGUCCGCAGCAGGGCCCCUGAAAUUAUGCCAUCCCUCAACAGCUUCUUCGCAGAUCCAAAAUGAAGUAAUUGGUGCUUUAUGUUUUAAGUUCUACAAAAAAUGUUGGAUCAUUCACAUGUUAAUGUGGCUUUUUAUUUUCUUGGAUCUACUGAAUGUUUUUGAAACGAAAUAAAGUUGGGAUGGAUUAUCUUAA
This is a messenger RNA of Hevea brasiliensis (rubber tree), 534 nucleotides long. RefSeq lists its product as uncharacterized. Lineage: Eukaryota; Viridiplantae; Streptophyta; Magnoliopsida; Malpighiales; Euphorbiaceae. Bases 138 to 404 code for a protein of 88 amino acids. The record is from RefSeq and is a predicted model, not a curated record. The transcript has 3 exons.